Molecule: messenger RNA, 1673 nt
Organism: Chanos chanos (milkfish)
Lineage: Eukaryota; Metazoa; Chordata; Actinopteri; Gonorynchiformes; Chanidae
Gene: f10
Product: coagulation factor X
Exons: 8
Coding region: 87-1592 (501 amino acids)
Biological process (GO): proteolysis; blood coagulation
Cellular component (GO): extracellular region
Molecular function (GO): serine-type endopeptidase activity; calcium ion binding
Source: RefSeq, a predicted model, not a curated record
GGUCAUUGACUUUUUUUUUUUUUUUUUGGAGUCUGCCUUCCUGGAUUCUGCUUGUGUGGAGAAGACGAGUGGUUAGAGAAUCGGACAUGUUGCGGGUCUUCUGGACCUUUCUGCCUCUUCUGCUAGUUCACUGCAUCGCCUCUGAGGUGUUCCUCCAAAGUCGGGAUGCCAGUCAGGUUCUGAAUCGACAACGGAGAGCCAACAGCGGCUGGGAGGAGUUCCGUCAAGGAAACAUGGAACGGGAGUGUGUGGAGGAGAGAUGCGACUUUGAGGAGGCCAGAGAGAUUUUUGAACACGAUGAAAGGACGGACGAAUUCUGGAAUAUUUACUUUGAUGGAGAUGCGUGUGAGUCUCAUCCCUGUAUGCAUAAUGGUGUGUGUAAAGAUGGGAUUGGGACCUACACCUGCUUCUGCCCUGCAGCCUUCCAAGGAAAAGACUGUGAGAUUGCAAUACCAGAGCUGUGUGAGAAUAAGAACGGUGGAUGUGAUCAUUUCUGUAAGGUUGAGCAGAACAACGUUGUCUGUUCUUGUGCCACUGGCUACCAACUGUGGUCUGAUGGAAAAUCCUGCCGAUCCAAUGAUCCUUUUAAAUGUGGUGUUUUGCCAAGCACGCAUACCCGGAGUAUUUUCAUAUACCAAGGAGUUAACACUACCGACCAGAUGACCAAUAACACGGAAAAUGCAAACACCACUGCCAGUGCCAGUAUAGUGAGCCCCAGCCCUACAGAGUCCGACCAGCAAGGCACUGGUGGGGAGAUUCCAAGUGUGGAAGACAGGAUCACAUUCUCGUCAGCCGGAAACACACGGAUCGUGAACGGAGAUGAUUGUCGUCCUGGAGAGUGCCCAUGGCAGGCUCUCUUGAUGAAUGAGGAUAAAAUCGGGUUCUGCGGUGGAACCAUCCUGAACGAAUACUUCAUCCUGUCAGCUGCCCACUGCAUGAACCAGUCCCGCUACAUAAGCGUUGUUCUAGGUGACUUUGACACGCGGGUGAAGGAGCAUCAUGAGGCUACAUAUAAGGUAGAUCAGGUCCUCGUGCACCGUAACUACGUAGCGGAUACAUACCACAACGACAUUGCUCUCAUCAAGCUGAAAGAACCAAUCAAAUUCUCAGAGUACAUCAUUCCGGCCUGCCUGCCAGAGCGGGAAUUUGCCGAGAACGUGCUCAUGCGCCAGGCAACGGGAAUGGUGAGCGGCUUUGGCCGAGUUCGCGAAGGCGGCCCUCAGUCCACUAUACUGCAAAAACUUACCGUGCCCUACGUUGACCGCGCCACAUGCAUAGAGUCCAGCUCGUUCAAAAUCUCCAACCGUAUGUUCUGCGCCGGCUAUGACGUGGAGAAAAAGGAUGCCUGCCAAGGAGACAGCGGUGGACCACAUGUCACCCGCUUCAAAGACACGUGGUUUGUAACUGGCGUUGUCAGCUGGGGAGAGGGUUGUGCCCGUAGCGGCAAAUACGGAGUAUACACCCAGGUAUCCAAGUACAUCAAGUGGAUUGAAAGUGUUAUGGCACAGUUCCUGCCUCCUAACGAUACCAGGAAACCAUCUGCGGCAACCCGUGAAAAGAGAGAUGAAAAGCUGGCAGUGAUAAGAGUGUGAUGAAAUGUGAUGGGAAAUAAAAUACAGUAAAUUAGAAAUGAGAAAUAAAAAACAAAUAAAGAUUUGUUAUUAUUAAUGACA